This is a messenger RNA of Xenopus laevis (African clawed frog), 1352 nucleotides long. It is a transcript of the gene ppa1.S, whose product is annotated as pyrophosphatase (inorganic) 2 S homeolog. The record is from RefSeq and is a predicted model, not a curated record. The transcript is spliced from 11 exons. Gene Ontology annotation, molecular function: inorganic diphosphate phosphatase activity; hydrolase activity; magnesium ion binding. NCBI's taxonomy places the organism in Eukaryota, Metazoa, Chordata, Amphibia, Anura, Pipidae. The coding region runs from base 137 to 1006 and encodes 289 amino acids. Gene Ontology annotation, biological process: phosphate-containing compound metabolic process. Gene Ontology annotation, cellular component: cytoplasm.
GCCUUAUUGCUGCUCAGCCAAUAGGAAGUGUGUGUAGGAGGCGCGUCAGUGCAUAGCGUAACUCUGCAGCCCUAGGCUUGUCCUUAUUGCUGCUUGCAGGCUGCUGUUUAGCCGCACUAAUCAGAAAUCCACUACCAUGUCAUACAGCGUCGAGCAGAGGGCCAAGGCCAACAGCCUGGAGUACCGGCUUUUCUUCAAGAACUGCAAGGGCCAGUAUAUAUCACCAUUUCAUGAUAUUCCUAUGUUUGCAGAUGAAGCAAAGGCUAUAUUCAACAUGGUGGUAGAAGUACCCCGCUGGACCAAUGCCAAAAUGGAGAUUGCCACAAAGGACCCUUUGAAUCCAAUCAAGCAAGAUGUGAAGAAAGGCAAGCUUCGUUAUGUUGCAAACGUAUUCCCUCAUAAAGGUUAUAUCUGGAACUAUGGGGCCCUGCCACAGACAUGGGAAAAUCCAACUCAUAUUGAUGAGAACACAGGCUUUGGUGGGGAUAAUGACCCAAUUGAUGUCUGUGACAUUGGAAGCAAGGUGUGUGAGAGAGGAGAAGUUAUUAAGGUGAAAAUCUUGGGAACUCUGGCAUUAAUUGAUGAGGGAGAAACAGACUGGAAGAUCAUAGCCAUAAAUGCUGAUGACCCCGAGGCUUCUCUUUACAAUGACAUAGAAGAUAUCAGACGACUGAAACCCAAUUAUCUGGAAUCCACCGUUGACUGGUUCAGACGGUACAAAGUUCCCGAUGGAAAGCCAGAAAACCAGUUUGCCUUUGACGCAGAAUUUAAAAAUAAGGAUUUUGCCAUUAAUAUCAUUAAAAGUACUCAUGAGCACUGGAAGGCACUGGUGACUAAAAAAGUAGAAGGAGGAGAAAUCAAUUGCGUGAAUAUCACUGUGCAAGAUAGCCCCUUCUUCUCUAAGGCAGAAGACAUGGAAACCAUUGUUAAGGCUACACCUCCUUGUGGACCACCUAGCCCUGUCUCAGAAGAUGUGGACAAGUGGUACUAUUACCAGAAAAACUAAUUAUGGGACCAAGGUUUACAGCAAUUACUGCAUGCUUUCAUCACCGGGAUCUGCAGUACAGAGAAGACUGAAGGGAAAAGGAAAUUGGUUACUGUAUCCAAACACACGUAGCUUUAUUAGGCAUGUUUCAACCCAUUCUGGCUCCUGAAGAGCAAUCGGGAAUAAACUCAUUUGAGCGCCUGCACCAGCGCUCUCCUUUAUAAAGUCAUGCAUCACAAAUGUACUUCCAGGAUUACAGUCAUUUUUUUUUGUUAUUGCAGAAUUAAAAUGCAGAUAAUCUGCUAAAUUAUUAAACCUCUGUAGAAAUUCUUUUCAUGAAAGGAAUAAAGCUACUUUUGAGUAUAAA